CUAGGCACGGAGCCCAGGCAGUGCUCGGUGAAGGCAGUACAGAGCAGGGGAGGAAUAGCGCUGGGGCAGGAUGCUCUCUGAAAUUAACAAGAAAGUGUGGAUCAGCAUGCUGGGUUCUCUAAUCCAAUGUUUCUGUUCUCAGGAAUAGAAACUGAAAGGGAGAAACACACCCCAGUAAAACAGGGGACAGCCUGGGAGGCUGUACUGAAAGCCAUGGCCACUGGCUGGAACAGAGAUCCUGUAUGCAGAGGCAUCACACAGGGGGGGAAGAUACUCCAGGAGACAUUUAUAGACAGUUAUGACCCAAGUGUCCUUCGAAGGGUGCAAUACAUGCUCUACGAAAUCAAGUGGAGCACUAGCAAAAGGCUCUGGCAGAGAUGUUGCCAUAGCACUCGCACGGAGCAUGCUGAAAUCCACUUUAUAGAAGAUGUCUUUAAGGAGCAAAGAUCUGAUCCUUCUGUCCACUGCUCCAUCACCUGGUACAUGUCCUGGAGUCCCUGUGGGGAUUGCUGCAAGCAAAUCAGGGAUUUCCUGAAGGAACAGCCUAAUGUGAAUCUAGUUAUUUAUGUAGCACGGAUCUAUUGGCACAAAGAGGAAAUCAAUCGUCAGGGUCUACGGAGCCUGAUGAACAUUGGAGUGUCCAUCCAAGUCAUGGACCUCCCAGUUUAUAGCUACUGUUGGAGAACAUUUGUCAAUGAUGAGGACAAGGAUGAACAUGAUUAUUGGCCCAGGCACUUCGCUCCAUGGAUAAUGCUAUAUUCUCUCGAACUCCAGUCCAUCCUUCAGAACAUUCCCUCUUGCUUAGAGAUUUCAGCAGGUGAGAACCAGACUCCAAUUUUCAGCCUAUGUGUAGAAGAUGAGGAACAGAAAAGAGCACUCGCAUCAGCCAAUCGCAUGAAGACAGAAACAACCGUCAAGGUCUUUGUGACCUUGAUGAAUGGAACCACCAUUAGAGUCAUGGUCUUCUCAGUAUUGUAUAGGAAUUGUCCAUUGAGAAUGAACAAUUGUAGGCCAUGUGGUCUUGGGGAGGAGGCAUUGGAGGCACCUCAGUUUGUCUGCCUUCCCUAUGUCUCUCUCUGUGCACCAGGUGACUCUAUUCUCUUUCCCACAGAUCAUGUAUCCAGAGGCAUCAGGCAGGGGGGGAAGAUAUCCCAGGAGGCAUUUAUGGAGAAUUAUGACCCAAGUGUCCUUCCCAAUGAGACUUACCUGCUCUAUGAAAUAAAAUGGAGCAGUAGCAAAAGGUCCUGGCAGAACUGUUGCCAUAACACCCUCUCAGAGCAUGCUGAAAUCUACUUCCUGGAAGAUGUCUUUAAAAAGCAAAGAUCUGAUCCUUCUGACCACUGCUCCAUCACCUGGUACAUGUCCUGGAGUCCCUGUGGAGACUGCUGCAGGGCAAUCAGGGGUUUCCUGAAGGAACAGCCUAAUGUGAAUCUAGUUAUUUAUGUAGCACGGAUCUACUUGCACAAAGAGGAAAACAAUCGUCAGGGUCUACGGAGCCUGAUGAAUAUCGGAGUGUCCAUCCGAGUCAUGGACCUCCCAGUUUAUAGCUACUGUUGGAAAACAUUUGUCGAUGAUGAGGACAAGUAUAAAGAUGAUUAUUGGCCCAGGCACUUCGCUCCAUGGAUAAUGCUAUAUUCUCUCGAACUCCAGUCCAUCCUUCAGAACAUUCCCUCUUGCUUAGAGAUUUCAGCAGGUGAGAACCAGACUCCAGUUUUCAGCCUAUGUGUAGAAGAUGAGGAACAGAAAAGAGCACUCACAUCAGCCAAUCCCUGAUCGCCGCCAGUAUCCUGGCCUGGGCAGCCAACCAGUCUCUGGAAGUGUAUUGAACCAGCCAUCAUGGGGGAGGGAUGUUGAUAGGACACUAGGAUGUUUAAUCAUUUCCAUUUGAUUUAGUUACUCGUAGCCAUUUCCUUCCCAUUGGUUCAGCUUGUAGCCUUUUGAAAAGUGAAUCAUGUUUACAUGUUUAAUGUUGUACAAUGACUGGGUCAUGUUAACACCUGUGACUCAGUGUACAGGUUUAUUCCAUCACAGUUAACACAAAAGUAUCUUUCUUAUUCUGUAGCCAAUGCUGUUUCACCAAAUGAACAUAACUCUAUAUGCUUUGCUUUGUGUAAUGCAGUUUAUAAGGAACUAACUCAUUAUUCAUUUACAUAUAUAGCGAUCUUAGAGAGGAUUUAUUCUCUUGGGUUAUUUGUUUGAAUUAUUUUUCUCUUGGUAGAUUUCUAGGUUUUACUUUCUCUGUCUUUUGUCAACUUAAUAUUUGAAUAAAAUAUCUAUAAUCGAAGGAA
Molecule: messenger RNA, 2288 nt
Organism: Chelonia mydas (Green sea turtle)
Lineage: Eukaryota; Metazoa; Chordata; Testudines; Cheloniidae
Exons: 10
Coding region: 127-1773 (548 amino acids)
Biological process (GO): cytidine to uridine editing
Cellular component (GO): nucleus; cytoplasm
Molecular function (GO): RNA binding; cytidine deaminase activity; zinc ion binding
Source: RefSeq, a predicted model, not a curated record